Messenger RNA from Thamnophis sirtalis, 134 nucleotides. NCBI's taxonomy places the organism in Eukaryota, Metazoa, Chordata, Lepidosauria, Squamata, Natricidae. The record is from RefSeq and is a predicted model, not a curated record.
GUAGCGGCUCGAACCCUUUCCAACAUUUGGAAAAAAGCGCGAUCCUCCAGGAGGCUCGUAUUUUCAACGAGACGCCCAUCAACCCACGAAGAUGUCUGCACAUCCUGACCAAGAUCCUUUACCUGCUGAACCAG